AUGGCAGCCGUCUGGGGACAGCCCAGCUACAGGGGCCCUGGGCAUGCUUGCCUUGCCAUCUCUCCCAGAUUCCCAGAUCUGGUGCAGAGCGUGGAUGGAUAUCAGGCGCCGUGGUUGCACAUGGCCGCUACGCUCUGCAGGAAGUCGCCUUCAAGCAGAGGCUCCCCACCUCAACCACCGCUAGUCGGGCGAACCGGUAGCAAGAGUCCAAUCCUCAUCCCCGGUCUUGGCUGUGGCUUCGGGAAUCUGGGCAAGCGGCAAGUCGAUCAUCAUGAUCCAGCCCGCAUCGGGACUCGAGAAAACCUUGCCAGUCCCAUCUGUGGUCCCAUUUGUCAAAAGAAGGGGCCACCCUUCACGAGCACAAUUAUGCUGGCAAACAAGCCUCAGUCCCGCAGAUGUUUCGGGCUGGCGGACUCAGCGGACACUCCCCUUCUCACUUUGAAGGAAGAGGAACUUCCCAGAAGAAGACUGACUGGAAAGGAAGGAAUUCAGCACAUUGACGCCCUUUCAGACAGCCACCAUUUUCGGGCUACAUGGGAAAGUGAUGAUUGGCAUCGCCAGCCAUUAUGCAGGUGCAGGGUGAGGUUUGCUCAGCUGCUUCUGCAUCAAGCCAAUCAGACCUCACAAUUUCAGAUGUGCUCGUCGCUCGCCCCGCUCAUUAAUGAUAAUAGCCCGGUCUUGCAUAUGCCUCCGUUGCGACACCCUUUUUCCUCUUGCGUGUUGACAUUUCAUCUUCUUGUCAUAACGAAAAACUUCCUCGCACAAGAUUUCCGAACCUCAACAACAGUGCCAACCUCGAGACUCGCAACCACACAAUCUGACAGAUUCACUCCUAUGCCACAUCGAGAUAUGUACAUUUUAUCGUCCAAUCGGCGUUCCUUAUUUACGCCCGCACUUCCGCACAACUUUCCGCACGGCACUCGAUUCAGGGACACGGGACAGUAUCAAGAAGCAACCUUAACGACGCCGCGAUCUCGGCCUUGGCAGGAUGCGCCAACAGAUACCACUAAGUAUCCGGGAGCACUAACAAGCAAUUAUCUAGUGCAGUCUUGGUUCCAUAUGAAAGAUUCUGUGCAAUCCAGAAACUAUAUUUCCAUCCAUGCUGCACUGCAUCCGCUCGACUGUCUUAGCUUUGGUCUCCCUGCACAUCUUGCCUCCCGAACUAGAUUUCAUCUCAACAACAAUUCCCCUCCUAUUUCCUUGUCUCCGCUCUCCUCGCCUUCCUUUCCUUCCAGAUUUGACACUACUAACAUCCAACCGUUCUUGGCUCAAUAUCUGGCCGAAACCCCUGUCAUCCCCCAUUGGAUCUCACCGUCAAGUUUUGAAAUUGCAGAUCGCAUCGGGAAGAAUAUGUCUGGCGCAACUCAAGCUUGCGGACCGCGCGUAGUCUUCAAAAUCGCCUAUCGCUGGCGAAGCCACAUCAUGCUAGCUGAGACAUACCUAGGUAAUCAUGUCACCACCUUGUCGAAAUGGUGGGAAGGGGGAGCAGCGAAAGGUCUUGCAGUUUUCAUCCCGCCCAAGAUUGGAAGUGUCAUGUUAAACCCUGUUACCGUACUCUCCGUGCUCUUCCUUGCAUUGAGGACCCUUGGUCCAUGCGAGAACUUGAAAGAACUUCCCCGGAGCUUCAACGUUUGUAAGACUUCGACUUCUCUUGGUAGCACUUGUCCUCCUCAGGGCUUCCAACGAGGCGUAGUACUGUACGAUUAG
Lindgomyces ingoldianus is the source of this 1707-nucleotide messenger RNA. RefSeq lists its product as uncharacterized. The transcript has 15 exons. Bases 1 to 1707 code for a protein of 568 amino acids. The record is from RefSeq and is a predicted model, not a curated record. NCBI's taxonomy places the organism in Eukaryota, Fungi, Ascomycota, Dothideomycetes, Pleosporales, Lindgomycetaceae.